AUGAAAAACAGACUAGUGGCUCUUCGGGAUCUGCGGCUCUCGCUAGAAUCUAGCUCGGCCAAUGUGGAGAUUAAUCUUUCAAUCACGUUAGUACUUUGCUCGCUGGAGAGUAUCAUGGCCGACGACCCAACGGCAUGGUAUCUUCAUCUGAUGGGUGCUGCGGGGAUUAUCUCGUCUCGUACAUGUGUUGAAUCUGGGAUCGACGAAAUGAGCUCUUUAAAACUUCUUCAGUCUUUUGAAGAUGCCCACACAGGGCGCUGGCUUUUGCGUAAUUUUGCCUACCAUGACAUAUUGAUGGCGAUAGCUUUGGACAGGGAGCCGCUGCUUCCUUCACACCACUUUGUUCAGCUCGAAGAAGGUCCGGUAGUUGACUCUUAUUUUGGCCUGGCAUCCGAAAUUAUGAGUAUUCUUUACCAGAUUACUUGUCUGAACCAGCAAGUCAAAUCUCUGUAUAAAGGUGGUUCGACAUUCACUGAUAGUGAUGCACCACCACCAAAUUCAUACAGCCAAACUCAAGACCGCGGUGCUGUCUUUCCAAUUAUGGCCGACAUUAAACCCACUUUUGCAUCCCUCGAAAUUCUAUUGAAAACAUGGAACUGCCCGCCAUCCAAUGACGAAUCACUGGUUCUCCUCGCAGAAUCAUACCGCAGUUCAGCUCUCUUAUAUCUAUAUCGGGUUGUGCGUCGUGGGCUCCCAAAAUUGGAAGAAAGCCUAUCGUCCAAGAUUGCCAAUGAAGUGGCGGCAAUGGUGACCAACAUUGACAAGAUGCCUACACGGAGUUUACCGGAAUGUACAUUGCUUUUCCCACUCUUUCUUGUGGGUGGCGAGGCUACGAAGGAGACUCAUAUCAAAAGCAUUCGCUACAAAAUGCUUGAUAUGAUCGAGUCUCGCGGGUUCCGGAAUGUAGAAGUGGCGCUUUCAGUCUUAGAAAAGCUUUGGCGAUUGAAUCUAGAGAGGAAGACACCACAUGGCACAAACAUAAAGGUGGAUUGGCUGGAUAUUGUCCAGCAGGAUGGAGUAUUACUCUCUUUAUCAUAG
Molecule: messenger RNA, 1038 nt
Organism: Penicillium soppii
Lineage: Eukaryota; Fungi; Ascomycota; Eurotiomycetes; Eurotiales; Aspergillaceae
Product: fungal specific transcription factor domain-containing protein
Exons: 1
Coding region: 1-1038 (345 amino acids)
Biological process (GO): positive regulation of transcription by RNA polymerase II
Cellular component (GO): nucleus
Molecular function (GO): DNA-binding transcription factor activity; transcription cis-regulatory region binding
Source: RefSeq, a predicted model, not a curated record